AUAAUAAUAACAUAUAAUAACAUAUACACAAUGAAGUCAAUAACAUUGGCAUCUUUGGUACUUUUGGUGUUGGUAGCAGCGUCAUCAGUGUCGGCAUUGAUCACAGUCAACACUACUACACAGAACUUGAUCGAUGAGUAUGGACGUGUCCGUAUAUUCCACGGUGUGAACGCCGUGUACAAGAUCUUCCCAUGGCAUCCAUUGACCAACGAGUUUGACCCACAAAACUCCCUGGUCCAAUUCGACAUUGACAACCUCCAGGAAUGGGGCUUCAACGCCAUUCGUUUCGGUGCCAUGUGGCCCGGAGUCGAGCCCGAGAAGGGAGUCUUCAACCAAACCUAUCUCGACGUCAUCAAGGGCAUGGUCAACCAGCUCGGUGAUGCUGGAAUCUAUGCUAUCAUUGACUUCCAUCAGGAUAUUAUUAACAGAAGGUUCUGUGGUGAGGGUAUCCCAGACUGGGCCGUCGUGCUUCCAGAGGAGACCUUGCCAUUCCCAAUGCCAGCCGUCAUGGAGAAGUACCCAGUUGACAACGUCACUGGUUACCCAGCCCUUGAUCUUUGUUUGAGCAGGUUCGUCGCCUACUGGAAGCAGUUGGCAUCAACCUUUGUCGAUGUCGACACCGUCAUUGGUUACGAGAUCAUCAAUGAGCCAUGGGGAGGCAACAUCUACAGAGAUCCAUUGCUGUUGGAUCAGAUGGGACAUGCCGACAGAGUCAACAUGCUUCCAUUGUACAAGAAUGUCAACGCUGCCAUUAGAAGCGUCGAUCAGCAACACGCUGUAUUCUUUGAGAAGAGUUUGGUCGAUGUCUAUGACUCGCAGUACCCAGCCGGUACCCCAGGUGGCAUCGAGUACAACGACCGUCAGAUCCUCAGUUACCACAUCUACUGUGGCAACGUCGGUGGCAACCCCAGACACGUUGGCGAGUGCGACGGCGAGAACAAGUUCUUCCUUGAGGGAGCCAUGACCGACCUGCGUCGUCUUGGCGGCGGUGGCUUCAUGACCGAGUUUGGCGCCAUCUCCAACACCACCAACGCCAUGGAGACCAUCACCUACAUGAUGGACCAGGCCGACGACUACUUCCAGUCGUGGACCUACUGGCAGUUCAAGUUCUACAACGACCUGACCACAUCCAGUGAGCUCGAGUCACUCUACCUGUCGAACGGUACUCUGGACCUGAUCAAGGUCAAGACUCUGAGCAGAACCUACGCUCAGGCCAUCGCUGGUGAGCCACGCAAGAUGAAGUUUGACAUCAACAACGGCGACUUCACCCUGUCCUAUGAGAUCAACACAUCCAUCAGCCAGCCAACCGUCGUCUACCUGAACGAGGCCAUGCACUACCCAUCCGGCUACAAGGCCAAGAUCACCACCGGUGCUGCCACCCUCACCUACCCACAGAAGAACAUCAUCAACAUCACUCCAUCGUCCACCACCACCAAUGGACAGCUGAUCACCCUCGAGAUCACCAGAGAGUAA
Acytostelium subglobosum LB1 is the source of this 1473-nucleotide messenger RNA. RefSeq lists its product as hypothetical. The transcript has 4 exons. Gene Ontology annotation, molecular function: hydrolase activity, hydrolyzing O-glycosyl compounds. NCBI's taxonomy places the organism in Eukaryota, Evosea, Eumycetozoa, Acytosteliales, Acytosteliaceae. The annotation marks the transcript as partial. The record is from RefSeq and is a predicted model, not a curated record.